AUGGCUCUUAUCUCAGUUUGCGGAUCACUCAACUUCGAUUUGGUGACCUUUACCGGGCGCGUACCCGAGGCUGGGGAGACGAUCAGUGCUGGUAGGUUCGAAACUCACGCAGGAGGCAAAGGGCUAAACCAAACGGUAGCCAUUCGAAGAUUACUGAAUGAUAAAGAUGAAGUGGAUGUGGAAAUGAUAGGACAUGUGGGUAACGACGCUUUUGGAGCUCAAUUGAAAGAUACCCUGACAUCGAACGACAUCGCUACAGAUAAAGUAAGGGUUCUGGAAGAUGGAACUAGCACUGGAGUAGCCACGAUAUUAGUGGAACAGAGAACGGGUCAAAACCGAAUUCUCAUAUCAGAAGGAGCCAAUGGUCACACAAAAUAUUCCGAUUCUGAACUUGAAAAAAUAUUCCCACCUUUAACUAAACCCAGCGAUAUCCGUUUCGUGGUUUUUCAGAAUGAAAUUCCUGCAACCCUUGAGAUAAUGCGCUGGUUGGUCAAAAACAGGCCAUCUUUUAAAAUCGCUUAUAAUCCAUCUCCAUAUAAAGAGGUCACCAGAUCGGAUUGGGCACUCGUGGAUCUCCUAAUAGUCAAUGAAAUUGAGGCCCUUCAGGUGUUACAGUCGGCAUUGACUGAGAAAGAAGUUAUCGGUCUUCAACAAGCCAUACAGAAAGACUUGAUUGGUGGGUACAAGCAAGUGACAGCGGAGCUUCGUUAUUUGCUGAGCAAAAAGAACUCGAUGGCCGCAAUCGCUAUCACGCUAGGCGAGAAAGGAUGCGUAUUCUGCUCCAAUGAAUUACCUGAGGUGCAGCACAUAUCAGCCUGCAGUGUUCCUCAAGUCAUUGAUACUACUGGGGCGGGAGACACAUUUUUGGGUGGAGUCGUUUCGCAGCUAUGUACAUCCCAUACUUUGCCUGAAGCUGUUCUUUUUGCAACAAGAGCCAGCUCUCUCAGUAUUCAAAGGUCCGGUGCUGCAGAAAGCAUUCCAUUGUACCAAGAAAUAAGGAAGUUGUAUGAAUGA
Messenger RNA from Lachancea lanzarotensis, 1014 nucleotides. It is a transcript of the gene RBK1, whose product is annotated as LALA0S11e03334g1_1. NCBI's taxonomy places the organism in Eukaryota, Fungi, Ascomycota, Saccharomycetes, Saccharomycetales, Saccharomycetaceae. Gene Ontology annotation, molecular function: ribokinase activity. Bases 1 to 1014 code for a protein of 337 amino acids. The transcript has a single exon. The record is from RefSeq and is a predicted model, not a curated record. Gene Ontology annotation, biological process: D-ribose metabolic process.